This is a messenger RNA of Anarrhichthys ocellatus (wolf-eel), 1734 nucleotides long. RefSeq names its product WAP, Kazal, immunoglobulin, Kunitz and NTR domain-containing protein 2-like. Gene Ontology annotation, molecular function: transforming growth factor beta binding; serine-type endopeptidase inhibitor activity; receptor antagonist activity. The record is from RefSeq and is a predicted model, not a curated record. NCBI's taxonomy places the organism in Eukaryota, Metazoa, Chordata, Actinopteri, Perciformes, Anarhichadidae. Gene Ontology annotation, biological process: transforming growth factor beta receptor signaling pathway. The transcript is spliced from 2 exons. Gene Ontology annotation, cellular component: extracellular region. The coding region runs from base 1 to 1734 and encodes 577 amino acids.
AUGUGGUGGAUGCUGUUUCCACGGUGGAUCUGGUUCCUGGCGUGUGUGUCAGUGUGGAUGGAGCACCAGGACGGAGUUUUGCCCGAUGUCACCUAUUCACACCCGGGGAUCUGCCCCAAUGACAUGAACCCCAACCUGUGGGUGGAUGCCAUGAGCACCUGCACGCGAGAGUGUGAAUCUGAUCAGGAGUGCGAGUCCUUUGAGAAGUGUUGCCAAAAUGUGUGUGGGAAUCGGAGCUGUGUGGCGGCCCGUGUCCUGGACGGGAAGAAAGGCCCCAUGGGAAUGCCCAAGGAAGCCACCUGCACCAGUUUCAUGUGCACCCAGCAGGGGUCUGAGUGUGACAUCUGGGACGGCCAGCCGGUGUGUAAGUGCCGGGACCGCUGCGAGAGGGAGCCGCACUUCACCUGCGCGUCCGACGGCAUGACCUACUACAACAAGUGCUACAUGGACGCAGAGGCGUGCUCCAAGGGCAUCGCCCUGGCCGUUGUCACCUGCCGCUUCCACCUCACCUGGCCCAACAUCAGCCCGCCGCCGCUGCCCCAGGCGACCACUCUUCGCCCUACCACUGCUCCUCUUCAGGCGACCAUCCCGCCGCCCACCGAGCCUGAGACGCCCGCCAUGGUCAGCAGCCCCGCUCACCAGACUGUGGCUGUGGGGGACACAGCCAGCUUCCUGUGCGAGGUGAAUGGUCGCCCUCGGCCUGAGAUCACCUGGGAGAAGCAGCAGCCGGAGGGGGUGGAAAGGGUAGCCAUGAGGCCUAAUCAUGUGCGGGGGAACAUGGUGGUCACUAACAUUGGUCAGCUGGUCAUCUACAACGCCCAGCCGUACGAUUCAGGCAUAUACACCUGCACGGCUCAGAACCCAUCUGGCUCGGUGCGGGCCGACCACCCGCUAACUGUGCUGCCCACGGAGCCAUCCACAAACCCUGCGCCCAUGAACGUGACACGCUGCCUGCCAGAAGAGUGCCUGAAACCUGCCGAUAACCCAGAGGAUUGUGGGAGCGAGAUGGAGAAAGUCAGCUGGUACUUCGAGCCCAAGACCAACAACUGCUUCUCCUUCACUCACUGCCACAUCGACAACCAGCAGCCCAGGAAGGUGUUCGAAACAUACAAGGAGUGUAUGCAGUGCUGUGGUCCCGAGCUUUCGGGCCCCUGCGGGCUCCCCAGCCCGCAGGGGCCCUGUAAGGCCUACGAACCGCGCUGGGCUUACAGCAGCACCCUGCAGCAGUGUCAGCCCUUCAUCUACGGAGGGUGUGAGGGCAACGACAACAACUUUGAAUCCAAAGAAGCCUGUGAGGAGAUGUGCCCCUACCCGAGAAACCACCACUGCAGGGCCUGCAAGCCGAGAGGCAAGAUGGUGACGAGCUUCUGCCGGAGCGACUUCGUCAUCCUGGGCCGCAUGACGGAACUCACAGAGGAGAAGGACUCGGGCCACGCCCUCGUAACCGUGGAGGAGAUCCUGAAGGACGAGAAGAUGGGUCUCCGCUUCUUCGGCAAGGAGCCCCUCGAGGUGACCUUCCUCAACAUGGACUGGAAUUGCCCGUGCCCGAACAUCACGGGCGCUGCCGCCGAGGGACAGGUCAUCAUCAUGGGCAACGUGAGCGACGGCAUGGCCGUCCUUCAGCCGGAGAGCUACGUGGGCUCCUCCAGCCCCCGCCGCGUACGGAAGCUGAGAGAGGUCAUCUCCAAGAACACGUGUGACAUUCUCAAAGCGAUCACCAACAGCCCGCAGUAG